Dentiscutata erythropus is the source of this 1407-nucleotide messenger RNA. Lineage: Eukaryota; Fungi; Glomeromycota; Glomeromycetes; Diversisporales; Gigasporaceae. The record is from the annotation of a GenBank genome assembly.
AUGUCUGAUUCACUUUCAAUUCUAAAAGGAGAAAUAAAGCGUCUCGGCUUCGUUUUAAAUGAAAAAAUAAGUUUAUUUGGUUACUUCACCGGAAAUGAAAAGAAUCAGACUGACGCGUUAUCUCUCCUUGAUGACUGUGAUAGUGAUGAAGAAAAGCGUAAUUAUUUGAGAUCUCUAGUCUCCCUACCUGAACAAUAUAUAGAGGAAAUUAGGGUUUUGAGGUAUGAGUUAUUCCUUUCUAAAACGGACAAUACAAGAAAGUCUUCCUCUGUGUACAAUUAUGUGAAAGAACAUGGAGACGUACAAACUUGGGAAAUAAUGGAGGAUAAGGAUAUUUAUAUAGAGCUAGAGCUUGGUCGCAGAGUAUUUGCUAAACACCUUGAUGCUCCUAUACAAGGAUCAAAUGAAAUCACGGUAAAUCAGCCAUUUUGCAAGAAUGUUGUGAAUGAAAUCGUAAAUACGUUGUACUUAGGAGCUGAGCUGCUUGUACUCGGAGAUUAUAGUGGCAGAGAAGAAGAUAAAAUUUACGCUGAUAUCAUAAUUGGCCAUACCAAUUACUGCCGAGAAUUGACAAAUAGCCCACCUGAUUUAUCAAAAGGCUUGGGUUGGGAAGUCAAGAAUGAUUUAACUAAUAAUACAAAAGUAAAGGAAGGGAAAGGUCAACUAAUAAAAUAUGCCAGGAAAUACCUUACAGCAAAAAGUCCUCAAUCAGACGUUUUCUAUGGAUGUUUAACUGAUGGGAAACUUUGGAAAUUUACGAAAAUCCAAUUAUUAAUAGAUGAUAAUGGUACCCCAAAAAUGAAAUUACAUCUCAUCUUGGAACUGGAAGAGUGUAUAGUUUUUUUGGCACAAGUACAUGAUUAUGAAAUAAAGGAUACUGUUUUGAAGAUUGAAGUUCGCAAAGACACUGAAAUUUCUCAAGUUUACCAUGAAAUAUCAGCGUUGCAAGCACUAGGUGAUCUUUCUUGCAUUCCCAAAAUUCUCUUCGAAGGUUAUACAAGGGAAGGAUACCUGGCUUUACUAACCGAUUUUGCGGGGCAACUUCUGGAAUCAUGGAUUUCUGAUAAUGGUAAUAUAGAUGAUUACACAAUUUUUCAAAUAAUUCUAGAUCUAUUAUCGUGCUUGGAGAAGAUACAUGCCAGUGGUUACACACAUGGAGACGUGGCCAUACGAAACGUUAUACAGAGAAAUGGCCAUUUCUAUCUUAUUGAUUUCGGCCUUGCAACUCUGUUGCAACUUUACUCCGAUCCAUGCCAAGCAAUUAUUCAGGACUACGGCAGAUUGUGUCAAAUAAUUGGAAUUAUCAAGUUUGGAAAGAAAAUGUCGUUGUUGAAACUAAUAGAUAAAUUGAAGGGAGAGCUGAGACUAUUUGUUGAGUCUGUCAGGAUGCAAGUAAGUGGAAAAUAA